Seriola aureovittata is the source of this 7206-nucleotide messenger RNA. RefSeq names its product CCR4-NOT transcription complex, subunit 4b (gene cnot4b). The record is from RefSeq and is a predicted model, not a curated record. Gene Ontology annotation, molecular function: metal ion binding; RNA binding; ubiquitin-protein transferase activity. The transcript is spliced from 13 exons. Gene Ontology annotation, biological process: protein ubiquitination. Gene Ontology annotation, cellular component: CCR4-NOT complex. Lineage: Eukaryota; Metazoa; Chordata; Actinopteri; Carangiformes; Carangidae. Bases 293 to 2689 code for a protein of 798 amino acids.
ACUGAGUUGUGUAGUUGCUCCUGCUCUCUCCUCCUUUCCAGUGUAAGAUGGUGGUUUGUGUUGUAAGUUGGCAGUCAGCACCUUUACGUGCAGAGAGAAGAGGCCGGUUGUUUACUGAAGACAAAUGUUAAGUCCCGCAGCCUGCAGCUUUCUGUAGGGGAGUGACUGUUACUGUGACGCUGGACUUCUCCUCCAACAUCCUGGAGAGGAAUCCCACUCAGGCAGGUGUCUGCAGCUCCUCCCGUCCCUCUCCUGUGAAAGCUGUCCAGUCCAGUUAGAGUGGAAUCAUAGAAUGCUCCGAAGCCCCGAGGUGAAGGACGACCCGAUGGAGUGCCCGCUGUGCAUGGAACCGCUGGAGAUCGAUGACGUCAACUUCUUCCCCUGCACCUGUGGAUACCAGAUCUGCCGCUUCUGCUGGCAUCGAAUCAGGACGGACGAGAACGGUCUCUGUCCCGCCUGCAGAAAGCCUUACCCAGAAGACCCUGCAGUGUACAAGCCUCUGUCACACGAGGAGCUGCAGAGGAUAAAGAACGAAAAGAAGCAGAAACAGAACGAGAAGAAGCAGAAGAUCACAGAGAACAGGAAACAUCUGGCCAGCGUCCGCGUGGUCCAGAGAAACCUGGUGUUCGUAGUCGGGCUGUCUCAGAGGCUGGCUGACCCUGAGGUUUUAAAGAGGCCAGAAUAUUUUGGGAAGUUCGGGAAGAUUCACAAAGUGGUGAUCAACAACAGCACGUCGUACGCCGGUUCACAGGGACCCAGCGCCAGUGCCUAUGUCACAUAUAUAAGGUCUGAAGAUGCUCUCAGAGCAAUCCAGUGUGUCAACAACGUGGUGGUGGAUGGCAGAACACUGAAAGCUUCUUUAGGAACUACAAAAUACUGCAGUUACUUUUUAAAGAGCAUGCAGUGCCCCAAACCAGACUGCAUGUAUUUACACGAGCUGGGGGAUGAAGCUGCUAGUUUUACAAAAGAGGAGAUGCAGGCAGGAAAGCAUCAAGAGUACGAGCAGAAACUACAAGACCUCUACAAAAUCAACCCGACCUUUCUACAGACCUCAGCUGUGUCAGGGGACAAACCAAAGGGCAAAGCCAACUCGUUACACAUUCUACAGCCGUCAGGGAAAACCACCAACGGCCUGUCGUCAGACCACAGGAAGAGUCCACCGUUAGAUGGCUCCGACUCUGAACACUCCUCCCCUGAGGGCCCCAAACCUGACCUCAGCCUUGGCCCCAUACCGGACCUCUCUCCUUUCUCUUCAGACUGUGACGUUGCUAGCCCCAGCGACAAACUGCCAGAAAUGAUCAGUAUAGGCAACGGUGAAACCUCACAACUGCUCCCGGGCAGUGACUUCCCGUCGCCCCCUCCUGGCCUCAGCAAGCCCAGCCUGGUGGUUCCCGUCAGUGUCACAGGCCACACAGCUCACUCCCUUUUUGAGGUGGCUGCCGCAGAGUCCCAGUCUCUGUUCUCAGACAACAGUAACUUCAGACAUCCAAACCCUCUCCCCAGUGGACUGUGCAGUUUCCCCAGUUCCCCACACAGCAACUCCGACUGGCCCACUGCACCAGAACCACAGAGCCUCUUCACCUCAGAUACCAUCCCGGUGUCAUCAUCUACAGACUGGCAGGCAGCUUUCGGCUUCGGCUCAUCCAAGCAGCAGCAGGAGGACGAUCUGGGCUUUGACCCCUUCGACGUCACUCGCAGGGGUCUGGCUGACCUCAUAGAGAAGGAGCUCUGUGUUGAGGACAGCUUCAGCUCCUCCCUGACGCCCCCCAGCUUCCUCCCCCACAGAAACCACAAACAUCUGCUAAAUAAAGGCCUCGGACCCCCAGGAGGGCCCCCACCCUCCCACCACCUCCCUCACUCUCACCAUUUCUCCCAGAAUCAGCACCCUCACAGGGGAGGCUACAGCUUCCCCACUCACCUUAAUUCUUCAUCAUCAUCCUCAUCAUCACCGUCCUCAUCCUCCUGCUCCUCCACGGUCUUCUCCUCCCCUUCCUCCUCAGCGUUCCGUCAGUCCUGGACGGGCUCCACCUCCUCUCGCAGUAACUUUGUUCAUUUGAACCACACAGUCAGUCCAACAGCCUCAAACAGCAGCUUCUUGGACUUUACACUGCUGCCGGGACAUCACAGUUCUGGGCUGGGAGGAAUCCCCAUCACAGAAAACAGCAGUUGCGUAGAGAGUAUAAAUGUGAAGGAGUGGCAGGACGGCCUCAGAGCGCUGUUACCCAACAUCAACAUCAAUUUUGGAGGUCUGCCCAACUCCUCGUCUUCCUCCUCCUCGUCAUCAUCAUCCUCCUCCUCAUCCGGCGUCAACCACACAGGGGCACCAGGGAUUUCUGGGAGUGUUUCUCACAGCCUCCGUUGGGACGGCACAGCCAGCUGGAUGGACCCGGCCAUCAUCACAGGGAUCUCAGCCUCCAGCAGCAACAGUCUGGACUCUCUUCAAGACGACAAUCCUCCACACUGGCUGAAGUCCUUGCAGACGCUCACAGAAAUGGACGCCCCAUCCAGCUCAGCUUCACAGAAAGGCCCCUUAGGGAGCCAGCGCCCCCCCUACAGAGCCGUCUGGGCGCACUACCCAACCCCCACCAGCCAGUUCCACUCUCCACCGCCGGGCUUCCAGGCAGCCUUCAGACACCCAACACAGACCCAGGCGGACCUGCGACAGAGCGCCGCCAUUGACCGCCACUAGGGACUAUUAACACACACACACACACACACACACACACACACACACUAACACACACACAAACACACACAUACACGCAGCUUAAGAGUACAAAACUAUUAACAACUAAUCAGAUAAUAUAAAAUACUCUUGUGUUUCUUGUCUUGGUUUCUGAUUGGUUGCUGGAGUUGGUCAAGGCGAGCUACCUGAGCUGCACUGUCUGAAUGAAUCAUGACCACAGAGGUCUGCUGAGACAAAAACACAUUCACUCUGUUCAGAUCAGAAUCAGAAGCAGUUUCCAGAUUCUGAAAAGGUUUUUUGUCAUCACAAGGUCAGAUACAGCCAUCAUGUUGAAAAGGUGUGUUUGAGAGAUGCUGUGGAAUAAAAACGGCUGAUUUAUGCGACAUGUUAAAGCAGGUUGCAGCUGAAAAAAAAUCCGGGGAUGUGUCUCUGUAGCCCACUCCUCAUCUCUGUUUGAGGCUACAAGCUCAAGGCUGUCUUAGCUACCACUAGCAUAACACAUCCCAAAUGCCAGACACUGGGUUUUGCCAAAGAAGAAGAAUAUGUGGAGUAAAAAAAAGACUUUUCUUGUUCUGUUGCAUCAGUUUUGUGAGUGAGUUUAACAGUGUUAUAGGAGUUUAACAACACUAAAUCAGUGCAGUUCUCUUUUCAUACACAGGAUCACAGGAAUGUGUCGAGACAUUUGAAAAAAAGCAAAACCUUUUAUCUUUGAUAGAGGAGGUGACAUCCUGGUGUUCACCCAGAAGCAGUCUCCACCAGAGGGUGGGAUGUCGGGGUGUGUCUGCACACACACCAACUGUUCCCAAGUUGGUGUGUAUGGUCUUCAGGGUCGUAUAUGUUGGGCUACACACAGAUGGUCCUCACAGACAAGGGCAUAAAAGAAUGAUUUGUGCUGAAGGAAUACAAAGCUUUUAACACAGUGGUAAACAAUGCUUUGAGUAUGUUCCAUUGCCUUAAAGUUUUGCAAGGCAGAAACAGGAAGUGUGUAUCUGGGGAGCCCUGUACUACGGUGGCCCUUAGAGCUCAACGCACUGCAUCUUAAGAAAACACAUGCAAACAGACAAAACAUCUUCAUCAGUUUGACAACACCUGUGCUGCAAAUACUCACUAAAAACACUAAACAUUAGACACUAAAAAGUGAUGAACCUGCUGGGACACACUUGUUGUUCAAUGCAUUUAACUCCAAAACUAACAAAGCAAUGAAGAACAAUUGUGUCUCAGCAGGUUCAUCACUUUUUUCAAAGUUAUUUUUUGACUUAAUUCCAAUAGUGACAGAGGCCACAGGUUGGACUCAAACCUGGUACAUGAUCUACCAGGUGAGCCGGUUGUGUGUUUGGUUGCUUCGUGAGUAUUUGCAGCACACGUGUUGUCAAACUGAUGAAGGUGUUUUCUGAAGUUGUUUGUGUUCUGUCUGUUUGCAUGUGUUUAAGUUGCAGUGCGGUGCGCUCUCAGGGCCACCGCGCUGUGACCCCGCCCCCAGGAGAUCUGUUGGCCAACCCUCUUUAUCAAAGGGUUGAAAGUCGACAGACAUCUGCAUCAGGAUGUGAAGUGCCUCCGCUCAGAGUGGGUUUAGCUCACUGUCAGCUGUCUUCAGAGACCUUGCCCAUGGCGGCAGAUUUAUAUGACAGCUUAAGCCUCUACUGCAUGAGUGACGGGUCCCUGCACAUUUAAACCGUUUGAUUUCACCACUACGGAGAUAUCGGGGAAUGAAAAAAAUCACCCCUUUCAUUUUUUGUUUUGCCAACAGAAUAAAGAAAGAAGAAAGCAACUUAAAUCCUUCUUUUUUGGCUCAUAUUUAAAAACCAAGAUGUGUAGCUGUGAUCAAACAGUAUGUUCUGAUGACAGCAGAACCAGAAUACAACCUAAUGUCACUGUGAUUCACAGGCAGGAAACCAAAUUAAAAGCUGACUAUUUGAUUUUCCCAUGUGGGCGGGCCUCCCUACUAACGUGGCACUUCAUGUCACAAUAAAAAUAAUAUGUGGUAUUUUAUUUCUUUCAUGCAGGUUUUUGCUGCUUUAGAUAAAUACAGCUGAUAAAUAUUGAACAACCUGAGGCUCUGUUGAUGAGGGGGUGAAGCUUGUGCGGUCUGUAGGCGGUCUGUAGGGGCCCAUCAUGGUGGUGUUCAGUGCUCAGGCAGGUGAACAUCUUCAGCUAGAUGUUGCUGGUGGAUGCCAUUUUCAAUGAACACCGCAUUUAGUUGAUUAGUGUUACCAAUACCACACUGGUCCUACGGUAGUUGUUUAGGUUGGUUGCCAGGCCAACCUCAGCACACCUCAGGGGUAAGCUGAAUGGAGUUGGAGAGGAGACAGGGACUCAUGAACCCUGUUGCUGAUGAGUCAGUGUUGAGUGGACGAACCUUGUAGCCAACAUGGCGCACGCAGGUUUUUGCUAACUCACUAAGUUGUAUCUCCAGAACUUCAGUUCAGGUCACCAGAGAGGACAACUAUGCAGAUUGAUGUGGGUGUAGUCAAGUCAGGUCAACUUUAUCUCUUGAGCAUGUUUAAACACAGCUUGAGCUUAUCAAAGUGCUGCACAAAGGACAACUCAAAUAAAUAAAAGAAAGUAAAACACAAGGAAAGCAUAGUAAAUAUACUGUAUACAGAACAUAUAAACAUACUAACAAAAACAAGAAAAUAACAAGGAGCAAAUACACAAUUAUGAAUAGAACAAUGGACUAAAAGGUUAGUUAGAAAAUGUAUUUUUAGCUUCGAUUUAAAAAUGGAGAUGGAGGGAGCUCAUCUGAUUUCUAAUGGAAACUGUGUUCCAUGAUUUUGGAGCAGCAGCUGCGAAGGCUCUGUCGCUUUUUAGUUUCAGUCGUGAUCGGGGGACGUGCAAGAGGGAUGAGCUCAAUGAAUCAGGUCAAUGAAUGAGUCAAUGAAUGAGGUCUGUGAUGUGAGGUGGGGCCUCGACAUCACAGACUGAAUUCUGAAGUGGACAGGAAGCCAGUGAAGGGAGGCCAAGACUGGGGUGAUGUGCUUACACUUUUUAGUGCCAGUCAACAUCCCUGCAGCUUCAUUCUGGACCGAUUGUAAGCGAGAUGAUGCAGUCUAUCGAAGGCCUGAUUACAAAGAAUUACAAUAGUCUAGUGGAGUUGUGAUGAAGGCGUGGAUUACUUUCUCCUUAUCAUGGAAGGACAGAAUCAGUUUCAGUUUGGUUUGGUUCUUAACUGAUAGGAACUGUUUUCAACAACAGAGGUGAUGUGUUUAUCAAGGCAGAACUAAGUCAAGGAAUACACUACAGGUUUUUUGCAUGAGAUGUGGUCUAGCUUACUUGCAAGUUUGCCAUCCAGAUAUAGGUCCAAAGCAAAAAAUAACUAGGACUUCUUUUAGAUACACACACAUACAGGCAAAUAAUCAAUUAAAAUCAGUGAAAGGUUUUAUUGUAGCUUGUCAGAUGUGUUCAUCAGCUGCACAUCAGCUGCUCAGUAUGGACUACAGUGACCUCUGCAGAUUAAGAGGUGUGAAACCAUCUACAACUUAUGUUUACAUCGAAGCAAAACACCAGGAGAUAAGGUCUUCAUGUUGGGAUUUCGUCAAAGGCGACGUAGACAAGGAUAUGACCGUCUUACUUUCCCAUCAAGUAGCCAAACCAAACUCUUUGAUAUGACAUGGUGGUGCUCUACAGAGACACCUAGUGGUAACAAGUUUUUAGAGCAGUUCAGUUAGUAAGUGAAUGUAAUAUCUCUACGUUUAUAAUUAUAUGACCCACAUGUAGUAAUGUAUGUAAUGUAGCUUUGUGGAACAGAUGGAACAUGGUUUCCCUUGUUGCCACAUAGCUUCAGCCUGUUAUCAACAGCCCCCCACCCCAUUAUCUGUUAUUGAUUGUGGGAAACUCUCAUGAAUUAAACAGUUACAGAAGUAGAACUAGUGACAUUUUAGCAUUUUCUGUGUCUGUUUUUAUGCAUAUUAAGCAGAUUGUUCCCAUUCUCAUGGGCACGAUAUCUCAGUAACACCUUGACAUAACUUCCUCAAAUUUGGCACAAAUAUUCACUUGGACUCAAGGAUGAACUGAUUAGAUUUUGAUGGUUAAAGGUCAAGGUCACAGUGACCUCACAAAACACUUUUUAGCCAUUACCCAAGACUUCACACAGUAAUUAUGAGAAAAUCUUUACACAAUUGGUUGAUAUUUUCUAUGAUUCUGGAUAAACAGGGAUUUAAUCUGAAAGUAGUCUGAUUGGAGGAGGCAGACAACCAUGAGGAGGUGAUUCCAGUUUUGCAGUUGAUUCUUGGGGCAGUGUAUGCUGGGAUAGCACAGCUUCAGACCAACUCAAACCUUCAGUAACAUGAGGUGUACGUCAUGUACCCAUUAAUCAUCCAAAAGCUUCAAAUUUAAAUGGUUCUAAAUAGUAUCUGUUUAUAAAGUCAUGACAAGUUUCAUUGUUCAACAGUAUCUUUAAGAAUGAAGACACUGAUGCAGUGUAACAUGUUUUCACAAUGUUUAAACCUAUCUAAAACAAGGAGCCUUUCUAAAUCUGGAAUGUAAAAGAAACUAAUUAUUAAAUAAAAGAAAAAUGUAAAGUG